CUGUUAUUUUCCGUCAUGGCCGUUUCAAGAUCCGUGCUGCUGCCUUUGGCCGUUGUGCUUGUGGGCCUGUUCGGCUUGGUAUCUUCGGCGAAGCUCAACCUGUGCCAGCUGACUGGCCUUGCCUACACGCCAACAUCGCAGGUGAAGACACUGGCCUGCAGUGCCGUCGACCAGUUCAAGAAGGAUGCUGGCGGCAAUAUCGGUGUCACUUUCCCGCCGGGUUCCAUUAUGCUACCAGUGCCCAAUCCAACUAAGUUCGAUCACUUCCAACUGUCCAUGUUCGCCUUGAAGACCACCCUUGACCGACAGUACUACGAGAAGGCUGCCGGCUACGAAGUUAUUCUGAACGGCGAAGGCUCACGUCACUACACUACGCCCUUCGCGUCGCUUGGCAACAACAUGACAAACGUGGAGACCAAGGUUGCAACCCUGUUGGCCGAAGUCACCGGUUUCUGUUACAACUGCACUAUUAACGUCGACCCAGUCACCUUCCCCAAGGCAAAGUCAACCUACACUGACCUAGCCAACUAUUAUGGCGAUAUGGCGCUGUUCAACUACGGCCUGCUGAAUGCCGCUGUCUUCUCCUCGAGGAACUGCGUGUUGCCCUGCAGACUCACUCAGUGAUUAUUGCGUCACCAGCGGCUAAGUGCUGUCUACUCGCCGACACUUGCGGAUUACGCUGCAGACGGCGCCGCACUGCAGUGAUCGUUGUGUCCGUUUAGGGUCCCAGCCCGUCUUGCCCUAUGCCUGCAUUGUGUACUAUUGGUGCCCUGAUCUUCCACACAUGCCCAAACGGAACGGUAUGCAUCCAAACAGACACUCAUCUGUCGCUAUAAUCUGUAUUGUAUAAAGCUGCCUCUUUUUUGCUACUGGGUUCUCCAAACACGAGACUUUGCCUCGCCCGUUCCCAACUCAACUUCAGCUUUGCUCUCCCUUGAAGCUAGCCUUUUGUCCACUGACAUUGAAGUUCUCUUUUCCCUUGUAUUAGUUAUUUUAUAUCCGUUCUUGCAAGUCCAUUGUCUGACGUCUAGUUCACCGCUUUUUACCUCACAGAAAGGAAUUUUCUGAUUCCUUCUCGCCCAGAUGAGCCACCAUGCUGUAUUUAUUACGUUCUGGACUACCUUUACAAUGCUAUUGGACCGGAACACACACUGAAAACAUACUCCAGUUCAA
Molecule: messenger RNA, 1173 nt
Organism: Sycon ciliatum
Lineage: Eukaryota; Metazoa; Porifera; Calcarea; Leucosolenida; Sycettidae
Exons: 5
Coding region: 16-624 (202 amino acids)
Source: RefSeq, a predicted model, not a curated record